UCUUAAGCAGCUGACGCACUCGUCUCUCUUCAGAAGCGGACGGCAGCUCGACCCUAAACCAUGCGGACUCCGGGGAUCCUGAUAUUCGGCAUGGUCCUGGCCCCCUGCGGGUGGAUCCUGGACCUGACCAGCACGGUCGCGCCCAACUGGCGCACCAUCAACAACCUCGCAAACCAGCCUCCGGAUCUGGUGGUGGAACAGGGAAUCUGGGACAUCUGCACGGUCUCCACAACGUCUCGGGCCCAGCAGUGCAACCUGCAAGGCAACGACCAAAUUUAUUUUAGCAACCAGAUCAUUCCGAUCGCUAAAGGGAUGAUGGUCGCGUCACUGAUUGUGACACUGCUGGGCCUUGCACUGGCAACACCUGGAGUCAGAUGCUGGAAGGACAGACCCAGGUGGAUACUGGCUUCUUUGGGUGGCCUCCUAAUCUUCUGCUCCGGAGUCCUGACCAUUAUUCCCAUCGCGUGGUACACUUAUCUCCUCAACAGCCUCAAUUCCACUUCUGUCAAAAGAGAUCCGAACAGAGCAGAUGACAUCCGCGUUGGCUACUGCAUCAUUUUGGGCUACAUCGGAGGCAUCAUGGAGGUCCUCGGGGGUUUCGUGAUGUUCCUCGGGGUUUGCUCCUGCUGCGGUGGACGCAACCGUGGAGAAAAGCCUGUGAGCAACACACAACGGCCCGUGAACAGACUCACGCCUCUGCCGAGGGUCAACCCACCGAGGAGCUCCAGCAGGAGCACCGAGAGCAGCGUGCCGUACUCGCAGAAGUCACUAGACGAUGACCUGGACUUCCCAAGAGCCAAACCCCGAGACAGAGGAUCCGUCAACACGUCCUACACCGGAAGACCUUACGACGCUGAUCUGUGAAGUUAUCAGCUGAGUACAUACUGUGAAUAUCUUCUGAGCGAUUCUUCUUGUUCUUGAAAAAUAAAGUUUUUUAUCUUCACUGAUGGUUACUUUUAGAACCUUUAACAAAUCUACGGAAGCUUUCCAUCGCACAAAAGUUCUUUAUAUUGGAAAAGCAUUGUUCAGGUUCGUAAGAAGAAAUGAUUUGUUGUUUAGGAGUUUUUAGUGAAAGGUGGAGCGUAGAUGAGUGUAUGGUACACUUGUUACACCAGGCUUUUUCUUACUUUUACCAGUACUUUGCAUGUUUACAACAGUUACUGAUUGUGUUUGCCAGUCACGCUUUUAAGCUAAGCAACAUUUUAGAGUUAAAUAGACUCAAUGUAACUUCUUGUUGAAAGAUGAGCUUCGUAAUGCAGGAUCGGAUUUUAUAAAAACGAGCUCAUUUGAACAAAGGAUAUCUGUGCAAUACUCUCUUCUGCUGUGGAAAAACAAGCUGGAGUUGGAAGAAUUACCAGGGCUUUCUGUGAUGCGGUGUAACUAGUAAUACUGGUUGAUUCAGUGUGAUCUCAUGUUUGAACUGUCAGGUGACCUGUGAGUCAUCAAGUAUGUUGCUCCAAAAAUCAAGAUUGGUGUUGGUAAAUACCUACCUUUUUCUGUAAAGCCAUGGCUAUACAUAUUGUCAAAUAUUCCAGUUUUUCCAGGAUUGUCUGCCAUAGAAUAAAACAUGUUCAGCUGUUUCUUGUAAGCAGACAACGUGCCUUCAGUCUGGAGGUCUCAAAAAAAAAACAUACCUGUUAUGCAACUGACUGCAGAAAAAAACAUGCAAUGUAUUACAAUGCUGAAUUAAUAAAGUGAAUCAUUAACUAUAAACAGACACAUACAGUACAAGAGCAGCGGUGCAUAUGGGGUUAAAUGGUCUAAACGCAUCCAGAUACAGGAAGAAGGGUGUCUUUACUGUACCUUCCCAUUGGGCUCAAAGUUUGGGAGGUUUCUAAGCAGCAACCCAUCAUCUUUUAAUUCUCUUUGUAAAGAGAUUAAAACACAUUUUUUUGGUUUUGUAUUAAAAUGCUAUUUAUUAAAAACAAAUCUGUCGUACAUGUCUGUGUCAUACAAAACAGAAACAACUUCUUUUAGGGAUUUAAGGCAACACUUUUUGAUUCUUUAGAACUAUAACCAUACGUUGUAAACGUUAUAAUAAUACUAUAUAGUUGCACUUUUGCAGUAAAACAUACAAAAAUGCACUUAUGUUUAAUAAUUCAUGAUAUCAUAUUUGAACAUGUCCUUGAUGUUUAUUAUUACAUAUGUGCAAUUAUAUACAUAUUGACAACAGACACCAGUGGCAUUAAAACAAAGUAUAUAGCAAAAUAAAUGUGAAAUUAGUUUAAAUAAAGAUACGUUGACUGCGAAAUAUUAUAUGAAAAGGCCAUUUCAUUUGGAAACAUAUUGCUAAAAAUAGAGCAAAUAUUGUUGAAGUGCACUGAAUCAAUCUUUGAUGAUAUGACUGAGAAAUACAAGCUGAUAAAAAAACUGAUCUCUUUAUUCAAAAACACUGUACAGCCGAAUGAGGCUCGUAGGCCCUCUACUACAAAGUGUUGCAUGCAGAGAUGUUGUGAAACUCCAAAAAUACAAAUUAUAUACAACCAGGCCUCAUACUAAUUUUCAGACUCACCAGUCAGGACUGACUGAGCUAAAUAUAAUACCAGAAAAACCGCAUUGAAAUACCUGGCACGUCUCAGCAGCUCAUUGCAUGUUCGAGAUGAUUUACAUGUUUCUCCCCUGCAGCUACACCAACCCAAAUCAU
Molecule: messenger RNA, 2644 nt
Organism: Carassius gibelio (silver crucian carp)
Lineage: Eukaryota; Metazoa; Chordata; Actinopteri; Cypriniformes; Cyprinidae
Product: claudin-23-like
Exons: 1
Coding region: 61-864 (267 amino acids)
Biological process (GO): cell adhesion; bicellular tight junction assembly
Cellular component (GO): plasma membrane; bicellular tight junction
Molecular function (GO): structural molecule activity
Source: RefSeq, a predicted model, not a curated record